Molecule: messenger RNA, 14540 nt
Organism: Lethenteron reissneri (Far Eastern brook lamprey)
Lineage: Eukaryota; Metazoa; Chordata; Hyperoartia; Petromyzontiformes; Petromyzontidae
Product: sprouty-related, EVH1 domain-containing protein 2-like
Biological process (GO): multicellular organism development; negative regulation of MAPK cascade
Cellular component (GO): membrane
Molecular function (GO): protein kinase binding
Source: RefSeq, a predicted model, not a curated record
CGCGGUGCAGCAGCAGCAGCAGCCGCCGGAUUGUGCACGAGUCGGGCAGGCAGAGGGGUCGUGGAUUGCGAGCGUGCUGGGCAGUGGAUACUCAAGCGCGACACACACGGCUCUCUGUGUUACACACAACCUACUCGUAGCUACACACACACGCGUGUGUAUUAUAGACGCUGUAGAGAUACCGUAUUCUAGUCGACACUACGACCGCUAGCCAUAGGAUCUUACACAUUGAUACACGCAUCGAUAUAUACUGUAGAGGCGAUGCCGUAUCGCAUACCAACACUCGUGGACGCACUGGUGGUACACAUUCACGGUUAUAGAUAGGCAUCUACACGUACGGGACACACACACACGAUACAUAUUACGCACACGCACGCACGCGUACCCAUCCUCACCGCGCAAAUUUCGGGCUCGUCAUUCGAUACGCACGUACACGUCUCCUAUAUACAAACCUCAUCGCCACCACACACACACACCCGCGCCUAUUACAUACAUAACAAAAACACACAUCGACGUAUAGAUAUGUAGCUGUCAUUAGCCACACGCGCGCACGUACACACACGUGCGCACACGGGGCACACACACACGCAGGGCAGCAGGAGGAUGUGAGCGGCGGGCACACGAGCCGGGCUUGCUUCUCUCGCUCUCGCCUCUAACCCACCGUUACCACAAUCUACAUCAUCAUCUUCUUCUUCUUCGUCCUCUUCCUCUUCGUCAUCUGCUGGGGUUUUGGAGGGUGGAGUGCGCGGGGAGCCGCGAGAGGGGCCGACAUGAUGCGUGUGACGCUGCUGCCAGCUCCGAGGACAUGAAAGAUGAGCGAAGAGACGCGCCCAGACGAUGACAGCCCGAUGGUGUGCGUGCGCGCCGUGGUGAUGACGCGCGACGACUCGAGUGGGGGCUGGGUGCCGCUGGGGGGCGGCGGCCUCAGCAAGGUGGGGGUCUACAGGCAGCGCGGCCCCGACGAUCCGGCCGCCACGGCCGCCACCGCCACCCCCGCCGCCACCACCGCCACCACCACCACCACCACCUUCCGCAUCCACGGGGAGCGGCCCAGAGACAACCUGGUCAUGCUGGAGUGCCUGCUGGACCAGGACCUGGUGUACAACAAGGUGACGCCCACCUUCCACCACUGGCGCAUCCACCAGAAGAAGUUCGGCCUCACCUUCCAGAGCCCGGCUGACGCGCGCGCGUUCGACCGCGGCGUUCGCAAGGCCCUGGAGGACCUCAACCUCGGGGCCCCCACGCCACCGGGCACCGUGUCCAGCGAAAGGGACGGUGGCUCCGAGGAUGAAGGCUGCAAUGCGGCGGACAGCGGCACGUCGUGCUCGUCGCACCUGUGCGCGACGGAGCGGCGCGAGCAGAUGAGAAGGCAGGCGAGCCUGGCGACGGAGGCAUCCCGCGGGCACUACCACGUCUCGCCGCACGAGGCCUACACGCGCCACUACCCCUCCGACUGCCUGCACCAGGCGGCGCCGCCCCCGCGCCGCUUCUCGCGCCACGUCAGCUUCCUGGACGAGGCGGAGGCGGCACGUGUGGAGCCGCGGCGCGAGGUCUGGUUCAAGGGCUACGAGGACUACCGCUACGCGCUGGCGCUGCGCCGGCAGCUCGAGCACCACCACGACGCCGCCGCCGCCGGCGCCACCGACUCGUACGUGCACUUUGACGACAAGGCCGAGUCCGGCAGCAAGAAGCACGACUACAGCUACCCCUACCUGGAGGGCGGCCCCUACAGCACGGCCAAGGACGGCCUGUCGGUGGUGGUGACCCAGCCAUCGCCGGGUUCCAAGAAGCGUGGCGGCGGUGGCGGCAAGCCACCGCCCGAGGACGUGGAGCGCCAGCGCUGCGUCUACUGCCGCGAGAUGUUCGCCGCGCACGACAACGGCCGCGGGCGCUGCCCCGACGCGCCGGACCCGGUGCGCGGCUGCAUCCACCGCGCCAGCUGCCUGUGGUGCGCCGAGAGCGUGCUCUACCACUGCAUGUCGGACCCCGAGGGCGACUACACCGACCCCUGCUCGUGCGACCCCACGGACGAUUCCUUCUGCUUGCGCUGGCUCGCGCUCUCGGGCCUGUCGCUGCUGGCGCCCUGCAUGUGCUGCUACCCGCCGCUCAUGCUGUGCCACCGCUGCGGAGAGCGGUGCGGCUGCUGCGGGGGCAAGCACAAGGCCAUCAGCUGAUGAGGACGUGGGGGGGGUGGGGUGGCGGGGGGACGAACGCGAGUGGAAACCGGCCCCCGGCGGCGGGCAGAGGGGGUGCGGGCGGCGGCAGUCGUGGCUAUGCAAGGUGCAGAGACGCACGCGGUGGCGGCGCUGGCGACGACGACGAGUCUGCGGACGGUGCCCAGGCCCGCGUGGCUCGCGAUGCUCGUAAGACUGCUCGUCGUAGAGCCGUUGCGUUUGGAAACGUGCGUACGCUACGUGCGAAAGUGCGCGCGUGUGCAGAACCUAGUAACGCAAACCUUGAAACGCCAGGUCCAGAGCGCGGACCUGCGGCUUGCUCUUGCACAUCUACAUUCCUGACACCGGAUCUCUUUAGUUUUGCGCAUCCUGGCUUUCAGUCCGAUUGUGUCACCGUGAUCUCCGUGUCUGUUCACACUCGUGUCGCGUGCCCCUGCACCGGCCUUGAGGUUCCCAGUGGCACGCAGGGGGGCGUGGAGGGAUGAGCUGCCAUCGCGUUGAGUUGCGCAGGGAGCGGCGUGAGGGGGGGGGGGGGCGUUGACAUGUAAAGUGGUCGGUCUUAUCAAACAAAAGUUAAUCCUGUGUUCAUUUUCCAAACCGCGUGCAUUUGACCCCUAGAUUAAUUUGUGGUGCGAAGGGGAUGCCAACAAGGCUCCUUCACGCAGUCGGCUCCACCUCGGCGCGUCCAUCCCGAGCUAAACCUGCUGCUCGGGUCCCACGCGCAGUUGCCAAACGCGCGUUGGUCACGGUUUCCAGACCCUGGGCGUGAUGCUGCGAGCCGGGCGUCCCUAGAAGCGGCGCCGGUGUACCACACUGAUUUGGGCUCAUCGCGAAAGCGCGAGAUCGUCAGCAGGGCGACGGGUUGCUGGUAGGGGGCUGUACGACACAUCGGCUUCGGGCUCCCGCCCCUCCCGUCCCAUCCUCCCACCACCCCCUUGGCGCUGCGCUAAGACCACGGGGGAAGCGCAAAGCCGCGGGACGCCCAAAUAGAGCGUGAGCAACAGACGCGCAGAAAUAUCUUCCUGGCUUCCACGUGUGCCAGGGGUGGGGCGGGGGUGGGGAAAGUGGUGCCAAUCUGUCAGCUGGCUGAAAUCGGCGGGCAGAUGCGAGAGAGUCCGCAGUGCAUUGCGUGGCAUCGCGAGCUCAAAGUUAGCGGCCCCAGAGGAGGGAAGCCGCGGCGAGUUAGGUUGAAGGGUGAACGAUCGCGCCUCGCGAUUCCUUGUCGAUUUCCAGCUGCAUAAAUGAUCUGGCCGGAUUUGCAUCAGUUAAGGCCCUACGACGCUGCCGCUCGGGUGGAAAUGUCACAGCGGUUACGCGAGUGUUUCGGUUCACGCCGUGACGGCGAAGAACAAUUCUUAGAACGAAAUUUUACGGUUUAGGUACGCGACGAUUCGUAUCGAAACUAAAGGUCGAGCGUCGUCAGGACGAGAUCCAGGAUAUCGGGCCCAUGGCGCUUGCACGCCUGCAGCCAUUCUCUCCACCCUGGUAAUCGGCCCGACAGGUAGCAGCACAACAUCGGUGUUCUCCGAGCCCCAUUGUUUAAUCGCUUCCUCUCUUAACCGGGCGAGCACCCAUUGAGAUUCAGUCUUUUUUGUUGUUGCAAGGAGUGUGUGGGGUGGGGGCUCGCGUGACUGGCUGUGUAGGAACGUUACUUUUUCAUUGUGAUGAAGCCGAGAUCAAGUUAACGUGCGCACCUUGGGGUACGACACCGUGGUAAGCGUGAAUGGAGACCCUCUGCGUAUUUCUCAUAGAAAUAUCACUUGGGCAGCUGCCGCAAUUUUAAUUGCCGGCUCCGUGCAAACUGGCUCGGCGGCGAGUGUUGCCACAGCGGUCAGCUGCAGUUUGUCGUCCAGCAGGAAGCGACUUGGAACUACGCCUUGCCUGCAGAUGGGCAACCCGGAGACGGUGUCUUUGGUCCUCGACGCCACAGGCCUAACAAUGGCUGAUCCGGUAUCAUCCAGGGUGGCCGAUGCUCACGAUGAAUUCCUUGCAGCGUUGUUACCUCCUAGAUCACACUGAUGUACGACAGCAAGCUCGCUCGUUGGUGUUUAUGAGACGUGUGUCAUUAUUAGGGUACUGUGGUAAAUUUGAUAGCAAAGUAUCAUUUUGAAAAAAAAAUCAAAUGCAAUGUGAAACAUCCUCGGAAUAUAACAAUAAAUAGAACGUGUUGUCUAUAGAGCAGUCGGUAUUGACGCUAAGCUUUCUGCACACGGGCGUGGAUACUGCCCACGGUUUGACGCUGGUAGCAUUCGUUACCCUCAGUGGUACUGAUCGCGACCCCCUUGGCUCAUGGGCCGCAUAUUCUUCAUUUAACUGGGGGGGGGGGGGGGGUUGUUGGUGGUGGUGCACAGGCCCUCGAAGCCUCGUGGGAGGCACCUUUCCCCAGAGGCCCUGCGUUGCCAGGGCUCGCGCAGCCUCCCCGGGGCCGUGGUUAAUUCGCCGUGGCGUGUCUGAGCGGUUUGCGCGUCACCGUGCCACAGGGGCCGGUGCCGGGCUGCUCCUGGCACGAGGUAGGGGGCCCUCCCAGGCCCUCCCGGAAGCUCUGUGUUACAGAGCCUGUGACCCGUUUUUAUGCAGCUUAAAAAUGUGGGGCCGGUGGGCGCACGGCGGAGGCAACGGAGUGACCUCAGAAGCGUUUCUCACCACCGCUUCCCCCGUGCUCCUCCACCUGCUGCACCGCUCGCUCCGCCCAAACAGAACCCUCCGUGGUCACGGCUCCCAAAUUUAAACACGGGAGCUAAACGGUUUCUAAAUUGCGACACUAACUGCAACUCUAACCGCGCUGGCGACGACGCACCGGUACACUUGUUUAAACGAACGCUACCACAAUGCUGCUUUCGGAGCAAGUCGUAAGCCAAAAUAAGCAACGGCAUCGCUUUUCUGUUAAAUCUUUUUUUUCUUUUUAAACAUCAAUUUCCCCAAGAGCGUCGAGCUGACGGGGAUGUCCCUUGGCGCGCCGUCCGCUCGUCUCUUGAAUCUCCAAGCGGAGGGCGCGGGCACGGCCACAGGGGAGGCGGGGGGGCGGCCACGCGAGCGCGGGCACCACGCUCCUGCAGCAGCUGCAGUUCCCGCUGGGUACCAAACUCCGACGAGGUGCUGCCGUGUCCCCCUUCUCGGCCUCCAUGACCGAUACCCUUACGGCUCCUCCGCUACCGCCCCCUAACUCCCCGGACCCUUCUUUGGUCUCUGGCACGUUGCCCCCCACCCGUCCCUCCCUCCAUGCCCCACGCACGCCCCUCUUCAUUCUUCGCCUCCUCACCGUCGUGUCGCAAGUCCAGGCGAUUGCCUUGGCUCGUCGUCUGCAAAGUGCAGAAGUAAAAAAAACAACCUCCGUACCAAUUCCAGCCUAACUGCCAAGUACGUUCUGUUGUUUUUAAUCAAACUUUCUCUGUGUGUGUGUCCCUCUCGCAGUCGCUGUCUCUCCGCGUCCUUUCUCUUCGUCUCACUUUGUAUUUGACGCUCUCCUUCCUCCCUCCACCACCACCACCCCCCCCCCCUCGCCCGCGUGCGCCCUCCACCACCUUGGUGCCAAGCGUGACGCCGUGUGGUGGGGACUGGCGGGGGGCGUCCGUGGCGUGCUCACGAGGAGGAGAGGGCCGCUUCGUUUGAUGAGGGUACCGCGUGCGCGCGUGCGUGUAGAAGCUGCUGCUGCUGCUGCACAGAUGUGUACAGGGGACAACCUUUUUUGUUUUGUAUUUUUCUACAUUUCAGAUUUUCUAUUUUAGCAGUGCGGAGUCGCCGGCUCUCGUACGUUUUUAAUGAAUACACUCUUUGAGAUGAACGCGCAAAGGUUUGAGGUAAAUAUCGCUGCACGAAUUGCAGUAUUUUUAAAAUAAAAAUAAAAAAAUAAAAAAUAAAAACACCCACACUGGGGAUACCCAUAUUAAAAUAUUAUAUAUAAAGACGACAUCUAAAUUGAGUUAAACAUUGAAAUAGUAUUAUUAUUAAAUGUUUCGUCAUAUGAUUCUAUAUUUUUGACGUAAUACAGAUUUUAUGUUAUUUAAUCGUGUGAUAUUUAGCCCGUUGGUUGUUGUUGUUUGUGGGUGUUGACCCUGCUGUGUGUGGUACUCGGAGGAGGGGGCAGUGGUACGUUCAUUCGCGUGCGUCGUCACCAUGGCGACAGGGGGGGGGGGCAGCCCCUCGUGACCUGGAACUAAACGGACAAGGUUUAUAAUUCAUGCACAGCACCACCCAUCCUCGCUUCCAUUGACACCUAACGAUCCACACUACAACCAUUUACGGUACACUUAGUUAAUUGCGCACCCUUUAUGUGACCAUAUUUUACCGAGCGAGAUGUACGUGUGUUGCAACCGUAUGUAUCCGUCCGUGCUAAUCGGUAUUGAGGGGGAAGGUCAACAAACUAAACACAAAAAGUCGUUCUAAAGAAAUGAGUUUUCAAUUUAGAUUGGAAAGUGCAUUGCUCCAGUGGCUUCCUAAUAUCGGAAGGAAGAGCGUUCCAGACUGCCGCAGAAGCGCAUUUGGAAGCGCGCGAUGCAGUGACCGUCUUUGUCCGAUGGUUAGCCAGCAACAAAAAAUGUAUUCUUCAUUGCAAGAGAGAUUUCAGGGGAGCUGGUUUAGACUUUUUAAUUGUGAGAAAUUUCAAAAGUUUGGCUAUGGCCGUGACGCUGUGGUGCAGGCAUAACGCAAGUGAUGUCACAGGGUCUUUAAAGAAGUCCCCCCCGUCUCGCAACAGAACGUGGUGCCUAAUGCGGCGGGACCCCCCCCCCCCGGCCAGUCCGCCAGGGUACCCAGCCGCCGUGAUGCGCGUCGAUGCACGGCGCUCGCCACUCACGACCGUUGGCCGUGGAAUUCUGGACUGUACUGUGAUAGGCUACUGCCGUUACGGUGGGGUGCGUGAGGGUGCACUGUGCAUAUGUAAGGCAGGGACGAUGCAGUGCGUGCGUCGUUGGAGGCGGGGUGGGGAGGAGGGUGCCAGAAUCACACCGUGGUAUUUCCUGUCGAUAGGUCUCUUGUCGCGGAGUUGUGUACUUGUGCUCUUAUCGGUGUACAGAUGCUGAGUGGUGGAAAAAACGUGGAGUGUUCUUGUUUGGGCAUUACGGUUGACUUGGGUUUAAAUUGCCUUCGUUGAAAUUGUUGAAAACUUAACAUAAUUUUCCCCUUCAGGGGAACAAAAUAUCCAGUUGUAUAAUGCGCCGCAGAAUGAUCAUCAGGGGUUCAGCAAAACAUCUUAAGGUUUAAAAUGUGUUACAGCCGAGAGCCCCACUGCUAUAUACCGAAAGCGUUUCCACAUGCAGUCGCGUGGACUGUGCCAUUACCCUCCGUGAGAUGGACUUGAGUCCACACAUGUGAGCUGCCACUCAGCUCAUUCCAACUCCCCUCACCAGCUCUGGGCACUCGUGAGAUGGGCAUCGCCGCCGCGCUCUUUCACUCCGACAAGAACAAUCAAUCUGGAGUGUCGUCAAGCCAUUCGCCUCCUUAGCGCGACGAUUCUGAUUGGUCUUCACUUCCUUUUCGACGUCGUAUAUUGGUGGUGGUGGUGAUAAUGUGAGGGUUUUUUUCCCCCAGAAUAAAUGCGACUUUUUAUUGUUGUUGUUGUCCUCGUCGUUGCCGGCCGUAGCCAGGAGGAGGCACGCAUGAUGACAGACUGAGUUGCAAAUGCCCCACCAUGCUGGCCUCUGCGGCACUGCACCGGAGUCCGUGAAAGUCUCCCGUGCUCGUCAAGAACCGUGGCACUCCUGGCACAACCAAUCGGCGAUGCAUCACGGCGCUUGAGCCAUUGGCCAAACAAAUUCUCUUAUCGGUACCAUCCCGGGUGACACAUGCUGAUGUUCAUUUUCUUGAACCAAUUGAAUCCUCUUAGAUCACAGUUAUUUCUAGCGAGGUGCACGAGAAAGAGAUGGUUAAGAGAAGGUACCGCUGCAUCCGUGUGUGUGACAGCGAAGAUCGUUUUUGGGGAGGGACAAUUUUUUUUUUAUUAAACGUCUCGAGAAUAUAAACGUGUAGAAAACACGGAGUGUUCGCUCUGCCAAUAGGUGUCUAAGGAGUAGCAUUUGCCAGCCCAGGUGGUACCGGUUAGAGUUGCUAUUGGCGCUAUGGGCCGGUGUUAUUAUUUCCAGAGAUUUACACGCGAGUGUGGCGGGGGCGGGCGGCGGGGGUGCGCUGUGCCGCGCGGUGGGCAGCAGAGGGACGUGCAGUAACGCGCGCUGCUGCCCGACGGAGCGGCGGAUUCGCGCUGCAAAACUUCAGCUCCCCCCACCCCGCACUAAACCAACCAGCGUGGCGAAGUACGGUCGAAAUAAAUCCCCACGGCGCACAAGGUGUGAGGAGGCCCUCGUGUAGCAGUGGAUUGACACAAAAAAAAGGCUGCAGCAUGCACAGGAGUUUUAAAGGCCAGCGAGGGCAGCCACCUGUGGCGAGUCGGUAUCGUUCGUGUGGUGCAGCAGCAGCAACAGCAGGGCUUUCUCAAGCCCCCAUAACCCACGUCCCCGCCCUGUUUCUACCGGAAUGAGCAUUGAGGCAAUGCGCAUCUCCUGUUUACAGCCCCUGAGCCAACGAUGGGAAUUCCAUAUUCCCAUGGCAGGGCUGAGUCUAUUCAGAGAAUAACCGAUGUGUUUGUAUGUUGAACUUCUUUCGCACCGUAUGUAGCCAACUACGCUAAUCGGAGGUGCGGGGGAAGGACAACAAACUAAACACAAAAAGCACUUCUAAAGAAGGAGGGAUGAAAGGCUGAGUCGAUCCUAAGCCACGAUCGAAUUCGCAACUUUUCCAAUUGCGAGCCUGCUGGCUGUCCCGCUGAGCCACCUACCAAUCAUCAGAUAUCUUGACCGUCUCAUUGAUGCGCAUUCAAAUUGGUGUGAACAGGUGUAAAAGUGGACACUUGGUGAGGCAUGAGCACUGGGGCGGAGGGGGGGCGCGCUUGGGAAGUCCUCAUGAGGGGAACCCAUGUGAUCAGUGGUGCGUUAAAACAACUAGUUGUGCUGUUGCCUACAUGGGAUCGUGUGUUGGGCAACAUGCAGGGGAAAUUAACACGCAGAAAUAACGACAUCGGCUAACGGCGCUCGUGUCUGUGCCGCAUUCUCGACCAAGCAGAGGAUCUGUGCGCGAGGGAGAUUGUAGCGAGCCGGGCAUUCUGGUUGUACCCUGCACACCGUACGUUUGCUGGUGGACAUUUCUGGGCAGUUGUGAAGUGAGGUUAUUGUAUCACCCAUUGUAACGUUUGGACACAAUGGAAGUGACCUCUUGUUGGGAAAUGCUGGUCAUGUGAUUCGAGCCGGGUGUAGUCCAUGAGCCCAGACCAGACAUCCCAUUUGUCCAUACCACCUGAGAUGGAAUCAUCUUCGUGAUUCCAGUUUUUUUUAUGUGGCCAAUAACUAUGGUUUCUGCCUGACCCAACCAAUGAAUUUACAUCUGCGUUCUGGUGGCAAGAAUGGAAUUUUAUCCAAGAUCUGGUGGCAUCGUGUCAAAUAUUAUUACGAAAUCCUGCAGUUUUCAUAGACGUGGGUUGACCGAUGAGUACAUCUGGGUUUGGUCUAUGGAAAAAGUGGCGACGGUACCAUUGACACUGAAUCGAGUGAUAACCUUUUGAAAUCCGUGCGUUAUCAAACAGUUCACUCUUGUUAGCCGUAGUGAAUUAACCGGUCGGAAAGUUUCGUCUACCUUGAACGGGACCGGCUUCUGCUCUGGCCCAUGGACGAGAGCGUUGUGCGGCCCCGGGCUGAAUGGGCUCACAGCCGCAAGUGCUGGGCGAGGGGACUCACGCUUUUGUAGAGAAAUUCUGGAGACAUGUCUUGGCUAGAACCCAUUACACCCCCCACCCUCUCUCCUACCACCUGUGCAGAUUUGUUCUGUGUGUAAAACCAUUAGUAAUUGUUGUGGACAACCGCUGCUUUCCGACUCGCGAGCCUCCGUUUUCAAUGGCCAUUUUGGUUUCUCUCCAGCCCCACACUGAAAGCGGUGCACGUAUAUGGAGGAGUUUAACCAGGUACGCGCUCACAUUGGUACACCGACUACUUGGACGCGGGCCGCCGUCUCCGAACGUGAAACUUAAAUGGCCGGGUUUUUUAAACGCAUUUUCACGAAAAUAAACGCACUUUAGAAGGAAGUAAACGUUCAGUCCGACACACAGCUCAACCGGAACUGUAACGACGUGAAGCUGCGUUGAGUCGAUGCUUUGGGUGAAAUAUUUGACGAGGAUCGAGGCAAGUUUUUUGUUGUUGUUCCGUGUAAUUGUACCGGGCAAUGUUUUUUGAGAGUUGAGAUCCGACGAAAUGUGUGUCUAUUAAAUGUUGGCGCGUUGGCGGCGGCGUCGCUCGCAAGCCCGUUCCCCCGGGGCUGCUCGCUCCUUGCGUUUAGGGGUUUUGACCUGUCAGGGGCUGUUUCUCGGGUCCCUUAUAACUUGAUGGUAAAUGUCGGGACUUUUCUACGCGUUGUAUAUUUUCUACACUUUCAAGGACGAGGAAGAGCGUCUGAUCCACACACCGUGCAUGUAGCACCGGCAGUGGAGCUCGUGUCGACCGAAAGGACUCUUACCAUAUGCAAAAGUUAAAUAAUGUACUAUUUGUAUUCAGACACAGGUAGGGUGUCGUGUCUGCUGUUUACACCGAGGCUUCUCAAAAGCUUCCUGUGUGCUCGUGAAGCCGUGAGGACAUUGGGACUCGUGGGAAGCCGAUGGGAGCAAGAUGUGAGAUGUCACUUUACAGAGGGCCUUGCCUAAACUCCUUCAGGUCGUGAUGUGGCACCACCAAGUUUGUGCGGGAGGGAACUAGGCUGCAGGGUUUGCGGUGGCAGUGAGAAAAGCGCCCAAGUCUCUGUGCUCAGUUGCCAUCACACCGAAGGUUGUCUUACGUGGUUGCCAGAAUUUGGACAGGAAGGAGAGAAGAUAUUUUCUUGAAGCUUCAAGCAAUGUCGGCGUUCUCUCCAGUGAUUUGGUUGUGAUGAAGAGUUAAAGGCAGAGCUGUACAAAGGGUCCUGGAGCCAUUUUAUAUUGGUAAGAUGUAAUCUAUGAAGAAGACUGGGCAUUGCUAAAUUGUUAUAAUUCGUGCACUUGACGAUUUUACGAUAAAAAAAUGUUUUAGUGAAAUACGUUACCUAAUUGCAGGGUUGCUAUUUCACACAGUCAUAUUUGGAUACAAGAAAUGUCCGUACCACGUAAUGAUUGCACCAUACCGCACUUUAAACGUGGUAAAACUAAUCAAAAUUGCAAGUAAUUCUAAAUCUUAUAAAUAGCAAAUUGCUCUGAUGUCACAGCAAACUAUCUUCACUGAAUUAUCAUUGGACAAGGAACCUUUUCGAACACCGUAACAAUGUGAUUUCGGCCCCUGAGUCAAUUUCCUUGAUGUGACUUCGUUUUGGGUAGAGCGAAUGUGGCGACGCAAGUCAAAUCGAAAUGCCGUGAAGUGAGGAGUUUCAUUUGUUCAGGCCACAGGUACCUGGCGCCCCCUGCAAAGUGACGUGGACUGUGAUGUGCCGUUUGCACAAAGUGGGGAUUUUGGUCGGAGUGACUUGUUUUUCUUGGGCAGCACCAAUUGUGAGACUUGUGGAUGGCCUCACCAGGGUAGCAAACUCAAUGUGUUUUAUUAUUGGUGCUGGCUUCUUGAUAAGCACCCACAAAAGCUUUGCUUCUUGUAGAAGAGAUGAACAGACACUCUCCUGGCAGCACUUACGUGUUUCGCUGUAUGAAAGCUGGGGGUAAGGUUCUGGGCGUAUUGGCCUAGGCCGGGGGUCGGCAACCUGCGUCUCCCGGGGGCCGCAUGCGGCUCUUUAAGGACUGCUUCAUGACGUUAUUCACAUGCAUUGUGGCCCUUGAAAUAUUGAUGAUUUUUUGUUUUUACCGAAUUCGAAAAGAAAUGCUCUUGUUAUUUUGUUUGCCGCCCCCUCCUUGGUCGAGGCUGACCAAUAUUCGUGGGGCGUGGUGCCUCCGUGCCGCCAACAACAUCGCUCGAUUUAUACUAAGGAGGCCGCGUUCUGCAACAUGAUCUCUCUUCGGCAUCGCCCUGCACUCCACCUCCACAGAAACAUUCUCUCGCUGGUUCACGUCACCCCUGUCCGCUGGUUGCUGGCCAAUACGCCACCCCCCCCCCCCCCUCUGUCAGUGGGAGGAGCACUGCCGAGAUGUUUUUAAUCUGCCUUUGUGUUUUUUGAAAGACACGGGACUUGUGUAGCACCAGAGCGAACGGUACCUUUUGAAACUGAUAACACUUUUUUUUUUAAAGAGCAUUGUUGUUAAUAGCCUUUAAAUUGUCUAUUUUAAAAAUGUUAAUUUAAAAUAUAUAAUAGAAAAUUGUGCAGUUGCAAUCAGUUGUUUGUGUGUCCUGCAUUAACAUGAUAUUAACUGAAGGUGACACACUGGGGGUAUUGUACAUGCCGUUUUCGCGGUGGUGGGAGGCUGUGUUGUGGAAGUGCUCCUUCCACAACACACUGAGCUGCGGUUCACGUGUUCAUCGCUGAGUGCUCAACCUAACAUUCCCUGGCGUAUACAGGUUACUCUCCGUGCCGUGCGAGCGGGCAGCAAAGAGCAUUUAAUUAUCCACGUUUGCAGCGUCAGGUAUUUUGUGAGAAUGUCACCUUGUUUGUAUAUUUACCCGCCUAUUGUCUUACACUAAGCUUACUAAAAGGUAUUUGAAAGAACUAAAUAUUGAGAAGCAGGGGACUGACUAACUUAAAUACACCUUUUCGGACAUUAUCUCAAGCACCAGUCUUGUCAGUGUGUCUGAAGAGCUUUCAGACAAUGAUUUAUCAUUGCUCAUGCCCAUGGCUAUCGCCAUGUUGUGGUGACAGUUUCAUCAAACUCCACGCCGUUUGUUUUGCGAGCUCGGCGUCCGUUCGUGUGUCCCAAUUAUUUUCGUAUUGUGAGUUGAAUAGCUCAAUUGCAACGUUACACGGAAAUUUAAAGCAUUAUAACAUGGAAACAAAUUUGAUGUGUCCGCAAGAUAUGUAACUGAACAUUCUUAAGUGUUAUGCAGCCGUAUCAUAAGUCUUUAUAUUUUAGUUGUGCCUCUGUAUGAGGCACUUGCGUAUACCCCCAUUGAAACCAUGACAGUGUAAAGUCGGUGCAAUUAACGUGUUGGGACUGUGACUUUUAUUUGGUCAAAUUCAGUGGUGAGGACUGUUCCAAAAAUUUUGGAACAAACUCUACGAUGGUAAAUCUUAUGGGAUAGCCUAAAUAUCUAUAACAGUGGGAGACAAUUGUGCUCAAUGAACGUGAUUAUUGGUCAUGAUAUACAUAUGCUGUAUAAUUAUUAGGAAGUGAUAGAAAGGCCACUUUACGAAAUGUUGCACUAUCUCUGCAAUUCUUGGCUAAAAUUCCACAGACAUGUCAUGAAUUAUUGGCCGAAAAUUCUCACCAGAUUUCCAUCACUGGCGGAUACACUGUGUAAAUCGGGCAGUAAAACAGAUUUUGGUAACAAGUGGCUAAAAAGGUCACCAAUGCUCCGAUUAGCACGGUUAACUCGUACGUUGCGAAAUAAGUUCAACAUGCAUACAUGUUUGAAGCCCCGUCUGGGUACCUAUAAUAACAAAGCCAGCCCCUUGGCUUCAAAGUAAAAUAGCUGCGAGAUUUGAAUUUCGUUUUCAUUGUCUCAAAACAUUUUGAACAUCUCUUAAUGGUCUUUGUGAAUCUGCCCAACUUACACCAGUUCACAGGCCAGGGAUCGUGCCCGUCUACGUUUCUCUCACAGAGCUUGUGAACACGGUCGAUGGUCAUGACUCCAGGUGCCCUAAACAAUCGCUGCCCCCUGACCUUCAACCACACCAACUCUUGCACAAGCUCUCCCGGUCGUGUCACUUAAGCAUUAUGGCAACAACGAAAAAGUAAACCGUGGCAGCGAAUACGAAAACUGUCGAUUCACUUGAAGGACGCAAAGGGACAGGCAGAGCAUUGUUGUUAGGGGAGAGCACUUUCUCAUAAUGUGUGGUACGAGAUUGCAACUAAACUAUGUUUCCUGCUUUAAAAUGCAUUUGUAAUGGCUUGAGAUUCAGAAAUGCAAAUUGAAAGUGUCCCCUACAUUUCCCGCACAAAGUCCAAUUUGACGCUUGAUUUGCAGUAACCCCCAGAUUCCCUCAUUUUCUUGCGUCCUACACAUCUAACAAAAGUGCCUCGGUAAUUAAACCAUAUGGAAUAUUUUCAUUUAAUCCAAUAUUUUUGCUUUAAUCGCAUAGCAUUUUUGUAUUUUGUGAAGCAUUUGACUGCUGUGUACAGGUACUAAGUGUAUGAUGUAUAUUUUAUUUUGUAACUUUCAUAAAUACUGUUAUAACCACGUUAUCGAGUGUAUAAUGUACUGUAAAUACGCAGAUAAUACCAAACAUUAUUAAUGUCAAAUGAGUAUAAAGAUGUUUUUUGUUUAAUCAUACUUUCAACUUUAAGCAUAUCGGUUGACUAUUAAAUAUAAUAAAAAUGUAUACCUGCUA